This is a messenger RNA of Ectocarpus sp. CCAP 1310/34, 1225 nucleotides long. Lineage: Eukaryota; Phaeophyceae; Ectocarpales; Ectocarpaceae. The record is from the annotation of a GenBank genome assembly.
UAUUGUUAUUAUUUCCUUGUAGCACAUUGACAUUGGCGUUGCAUCCAGCACUGAGCUACACCUUCAUUUACUUCACCACGCUCUUGUAGGCGUUUUGGCAGACACAGAAAGGGACAACGACAUGUCGGACAGCGAUUUCGGCGCCGUGUCUUUGUACGCCGGUUUCUUGGAUAUCACCGACGAGGCAUGGACAACAGCAGAUCUCUCAGAUGACGAAAUUGACUUGCCGGAAGGGCAUGACGUGGUAGUGGACGACGGGGAGGUGGACUUGGGCGAGUCGAUCGAGGCAGCAGAACAGGAAGAGCUCAAGUGGACGGACAAGGGGAUCGACCUCCUCUUGCAACGAGAGGGGGGGGCUCCGACAGCCAACACCUGACGACAGCCAACAGCUGAAGCGGAUUGCAAGAUGUUGGUUUCAGAUACCGAGACGAUCUCGCGGCUAAACUGCACGCGGUUGACGAUGGCGGUCAAGGCGUAUCAAUGCUGCAUACUUCGUACUUCGAAGCAUGUGUUUCGGGCUGGGCGAGGGCAGAACAUUUCAUGUCUUGGUGGUCGAUUUUGAAGUUCCGUUCAAUGCAUGUGGAAUAGCUCCGACGAAGGAUGGUGGGGUUCAAUUUCUGCGCGCUCUCCGUGGCGUACAUUGGUUGCUCGGAGUGUUGGCUUCAGGGAUGUAUCACAGUGUACGUACGAGAAGCGUGUGAAUGUAUCGUGGGAGUGCUUUCAACGAGGUGUUGUACAUCAUUGUUUUUAGAAUAAAUAUUUCAUGUUUACACCUCCUCGGCUCUUCCGCCGGCAACAGGCGCGCUGCGUGGAACAUCUCGUGUUGCGAAAGGGUGUUAUUUGCAUUGAAAUUGAGGAGACACGUGCACAAGCUGUGUGUAUGCAGGACGCGAUUCGCUUGAGAAAAAGUGGUUUCCUAAUCUGCGUCUACAGCAGAGUAGUGCCAUGGCAACUCAUCGAUCGUACCAACGGUUUCACGUUUCGACGUUUCAACCUGUCUCACGAAGCAAUCCCAUUGUCGUCGGUAUCUAUCAGCGUCACAUGAUCGCAUAUGGAGUCAGCCAUACGUUAUCCCAUGUGUUUCGAAAGGACAAACGAACUUCAAGUGCAGAGCAUUUCACGGGUAACGAGCGCUCGACAAAGAGAGCAGGAUGAAAUUUUAAGUGGCGCUCAAGAAUCAAUACAACUUUCCGUUGUCACCAUUUUUACAACACAAGAUUUUGCG